AAACACGUACACCACCAUCAUCACCGUCUCAAAAACCCUAUUACUACUAUAUAUUCCAGGCCGGCCAGUUUAUUGUUUCUUUUCCAACUUACUGUAAUUCUCUUUUUCAAUCCAAUUACCUACCAUCCAUCAUCAUCGAUAUUCAUGGCUCCUUCACUUUCUCUCAUUUCCAACUCCGACUCGUUGGAUGUCACAAAGUUUGCAGUGUACCAAGGGAAUGGAGUCAAGGGACUCUCAGAGUUGGGGCUCAAAACCCUUCCUAAGCAAUAUAUCCAACCUAUUGAAGAAAGGAUGAGCAGUAUGAGCCACAUAGAGCCAGAGUCCAUACCCAUCAUUGACAUGGCAAAUUGGGAUGAUCCCAAGGUGGCCGAUGCCAUAUGUGAUGCUGCAGAGAAGUGGGGGUUCUUUCAGAUCAUCAAUCAUGGGGUCCCCAUUGAAGUGCUUGAGGAUGUGAAGACUGCGACUCAUCGGUUUUUCGGAUUGCCAGCUGAGGAGAAGGGGAAGUACUCCAAAGAGAAUUCGUGCACUAACAACGUGCGCUACGGCACAAGCUUUAGUCCUCAAGCGGAGAAGGCUUUGGAGUGGAAAGAUUACCUUAGCCUCUUCUAUGUUUCUGAUGAUGAGGCUGCUUCCCGAUGGCCUUCUCAGUGCAAGGAUCAAGCAUUGGAAUUCAUGAGGAGGUCCGAUUGUGCCAUCAAGAGGCUAUUGGAAGCGCUGACUAAAAGACUGAACGUGAAGGAGAUGGAUGAAACUCAUCAAACACUUUUGAUGGGAUCGAAGAGGAUUAACCUUAACUACUACCCCAUAUGCCCUAACCCUGAGCUCACCGUCGGAGUCGGCCGCCACUCGGACGUCUCGACAUUGACCAUCCUUCUCCAAGACGAAAUCGGAGGCCUUUACGUACGAAAAAUAGACGACGAGGACACUUGGAUUCACGUCCCGCCGAUCAGCGGGUCCCUUGUGAUCAACAUCGGUGAUGCGCUUCAGAUCAUGAGCAAUGGUCGAUACAAGAGCGUUGAGCACCGGGUGAUGGCCAACGGAAGCAAGAAUAGGAUCUCAGUUCCCAUCUUCGUGAACCCGAAACCCAGUGCGAUCAUCGGUCCUUUGCCGGAAGUGUUGGAGGGUGGCGAGAAACCGGUGUACAAGCAAGUUCUCUACUCGGACUACGUCAAGUAUUUCUUCAGUAAAGGCCAUGAUGGGAAGGACACAGUUGAAUUUGCAAAGAUAUAACUAGUUUAAAUAAUUAAAUCGUUUAUGGCUAGUUAUGUUAAUAAUGAGGCCGGGAAUUAAUGUUGAAGAGAAUAAAACUGAGAUAGGAAGGGUACUGCUGAUGUCUUGUUUAAGUGAACAUAUAAUAUAUAUGAAACCAAAAAGAAAAAGAAAAAGAAAAAAGUAGGUGUGAUACCACUGUAAUAAGUUUACCUUAAUUAAAUUUCUAAUCAAUGAAUAUUCUUUAUUGUGUCUUAUU
Molecule: messenger RNA, 1468 nt
Organism: Rhododendron vialii
Lineage: Eukaryota; Viridiplantae; Streptophyta; Magnoliopsida; Ericales; Ericaceae
Product: feruloyl CoA ortho-hydroxylase F6H1-3-like
Exons: 3
Coding region: 145-1230 (361 amino acids)
Source: RefSeq, a predicted model, not a curated record